AUGGACUCUACGAAAAUCAUCAAUAUUAUCAUUGCCAUCUUUCUACCUCCGUUAGCUGUGUUUCUAGCCCGUGGAUGGGGUGUUGAAUGUAUUAUUGACCUUAUUUUGACCAUUUUCUUCUUCUUCCCAGGUAUGCUCUAUGCUCUUUACGUAGUCCUCACAAACUAA
Messenger RNA from Eremothecium cymbalariae DBVPG#7215, 168 nucleotides. It is a transcript of the gene PMP3, whose product is annotated as Pmp3p. The record is from RefSeq and is a predicted model, not a curated record. NCBI's taxonomy places the organism in Eukaryota, Fungi, Ascomycota, Saccharomycetes, Saccharomycetales, Saccharomycetaceae. The transcript is spliced from 2 exons. Bases 1 to 168 code for a protein of 55 amino acids. Gene Ontology annotation, cellular component: membrane.